This is a messenger RNA of Entrophospora sp. SA101, 174 nucleotides long. NCBI's taxonomy places the organism in Eukaryota, Fungi, Glomeromycota, Glomeromycetes, Entrophosporales, Entrophosporaceae. The record is from the annotation of a GenBank genome assembly.
AUGGGUAGAAAUAACACUAUAGAUGAGACUUCUGAAGAACAUCAACGAAGACUUAAUCGUGAACGACAACAGCGUUAUCAUAGAAAUAUGGAUUCUGAAGGCUCCACAGGACUUGAAGUUAUUCUAACCUCUUCAUUUUUAGAUCCCAAAGUUAUUAUAAAUGCAACAGAAUAA